AAAACUAAAAUAGAGCAUCUUCAGUGAGUCUGACGGAGCAACAAUCAACCCAAAAAAGACAGUCUGGUAUUCAGCAUGCGCGCCCUGGUGGUUUUUCCUCUACUCUUGUGUGCAGUGGUAUGUGUGAACCAGGCGAGAGCAGAAGUGAACCCAGUGAAGCUCUGUGGUCGGGAGUUCCUGAGGGCUGUCGUCUACACCUGCGGAGGCUCACGUUGGAGGAGAUUCUUCAGUGAGCCAGACAUGAAUGGUUUGCCUACAGGAGAGCAGAGCCUGGAGAGCCUCAGCAGCCCAGGCUCAGAGUGGACCAAACGGGACAUAAAUAACAUGGUGACCACCAUGUGCUGUCAGGUUGGCUGCAGAAAGAGUGACCUUACUUACCUCUGCUGAUGAUGACCCCUUGCUUCUUAUUUUCAUCCUCAAAAUGACCAAAAAGGACUUUGUUCUCUCCCAUCUUGCCUUACUUUUAAAAGAAAUUAAAUCUGAGAAAACCAAACCUGAAUCACAUGCUGACUUUUAACAAUAUGAUCGCUGUACGAUUUGUGAUGUCUAUACAUGUGAAUGUGGGGAAUAUGUAAAUGUGUAUGUUUGUACCUUUGCUGGGAGAUGCGUAUAACCAUAAAUAUACAUUUCAAAUAGGAGAUACAAGAGCGUGCAGGACUGUACCGCUUGCAGAUCAGAUUCUGUGUAAAGAGAAAGCAUUUCAGCCCAGGCUAUUUCCUGCACAUGUGUGUAGAGUAAAUCCACAGAGUAAAAGUUCUGUAGAAUUUCCAUCUCUGCUCUGUGUUCAUAAGAAACUUGAACUGUGUUCUAUCACUUCACCAUUGUCAAA
Molecule: messenger RNA, 829 nt
Organism: Melanotaenia boesemani (Boeseman's rainbowfish)
Lineage: Eukaryota; Metazoa; Chordata; Actinopteri; Atheriniformes; Melanotaeniidae
Gene: insl5a
Product: insulin-like 5a
Exons: 2
Coding region: 76-387 (103 amino acids)
Cellular component (GO): extracellular region
Molecular function (GO): hormone activity
Source: RefSeq, a predicted model, not a curated record